This is a messenger RNA of Rhizopus microsporus ATCC 52813, 780 nucleotides long. RefSeq lists its product as uncharacterized. The coding region runs from base 77 to 391 and encodes 104 amino acids. NCBI's taxonomy places the organism in Eukaryota, Fungi, Mucoromycota, Mucoromycetes, Mucorales, Rhizopodaceae. The transcript has 3 exons. The record is from RefSeq and is a predicted model, not a curated record.
CUUUUAUUACUUUUUUUAAGCUUAAAAUUUUACUCAAUAAGUAAUUCAAUAGUAGUUGUUAACUCAUAUAAUAAAAAUGCCUGGUGAUGUGUGGCAAAUCACCAGAAAAUGCAAACUAAGCUUGCUUCUCCAUUCACCGUUUAAGCAAUAUCAGCAAGUGAUAAGAACAAUUACUGAGGAAUACUCCAUCCUUCGGCAUGAUGCCCUCAAUCUUGCACUAUAUUCUGUCUGCUUUUGGACUGAGGGUGGUUAUAGAGAAAAUGAAUCGUACUCAAGCGUUAUGGAGCCGACUUUUUGGUCUCACUGCUACCGAACUGUGGCAUUAGGUGAAGGACAUGUAUCUCGAACUGUAAUACCACCUAUAUCCCUUUUUAUAUGGAUACCCAUCUAAAUUCCGUUUGAAUAGGACUUCAACGACUGUGUCAGCCACCAAUAUUGCCUAAUUUGACAUGACAAGAAGAAAUCCAGGAAAUGGUGAAUAUUUGUAUAACAUUCCCGAACUUGAUAGAAUUCAUGGAUGCCUUGCUACCGCAUUUACAACAGAUUUAUUACCAGUAAAUAAAUUUUGAUAAUAAGCAUAUUAAAUGUGUAUAUGCAAAACGACCCUUUAACUCCUUGAUUUUUUAUGCAAAGACGUUGGACUACAUCUAACUAGAAAUGUAAAACGAAAUAUAUACGCCGUUUUCAAAGGGUUUUUUUAUUACUUAUCAAUCAAGAUAUCUACCAAGCCUUAACAUUAAAAAUAUGGGUAAACGCAUAAUGCUACUUCAAGUACACUAG